GCUUUACUUAAACAACUACACUACCGACAGCGUCAUAGAAAAAGACAAGCGUCGUUCUUUCCGGCAUUUGUAGGUGUAUUUAUUUACUUGUGAAUUGUAUACGUUUAUGAUCGUAAAGUUGUAUACGCUAUCAAAAAGGGUAGCUUUUGUUUAACGUCUGAUACCUUAAUUCUAGCAAUUUCCGCGAGUGUUUAAAAUGAGCACGCAUGCGGACAUAGAAGCUCAAAUUCGUGAAAUACAACAGCGGAAAAAAGAAGAAAAACUAAAUGAUGGUGACGAUGUAGGGCUUGGGGCAUCUGGCUUUUUUGAUCAAGACAUUUAUAAUGGUGGUGGUAAAUAUGAAGGAUAUGUUACUUCAAUUGCGCCUAAUGAUGAAUAUGAUGAUGAAGAUAUUGAUGAUCAACACUUUAGAAAUAAAAAGCCUAUGGCUGUACAAGCGGCCGCUCUAAAAGAUAUAGCACAGUCUAGAGAUGAAGAAGAUGACUAUGAUCCAUUUGCUGAAAGAAAACGUUUACAAAAAGGUACUACAGACAAAGAUGAUGACACACGACAAGUUAGAAGACCUAUGGUUAUUUCACCUGAACGUAUUGAUCCUUUUGCUGAAGGUGGUAAAACGCCUGAUGUGGGUUCAAGAACAUAUUCACAGAUCAUGCAAGAACAAAAACUUAAAGGUGAAGAAAUUGAUGUUCGUAAAACAAUCAUUGAAAAAGCUAAAGAAGGAACAUUAAAGACAACCAAUGGUGAUUCAAAAGGAACUGUUAGGAAGAGAGGACGUUGGGAUCAAAUUGUUCAAAAUGGAGAUUCAUCUGGCGUACCAAAUAAAAAAAAAACAAGUUCUGCUCCAUGGGAAGAAACUCCUAAAGGAGGAUUAUCUCGUUGGGAUGAAACACCUGGAGCAGCAAAAAUGGGAGCAGAGACCCCAGGUGCUACUCCAGGACAAAGUACAAGAAUGUGGGAUGCAACACCAGGUCAUACAACUCCUGCUGCUGGAGCUGCAACACCUGGCCGUGAUACUCCUGGUCAUAUAGGAGCUGCACAAACAUCAGUUAGAAGAAACCGUUGGGAUGAAACACCGAAAACAGAAAGAGCUACACCUGGGCAUAACAGUGGUUGGGCUGAAACUCCCCGUACUGACCGUGGUGGUGUUGAUCUAAUACAAGAUACUCCUACACCAUCUGCUAGCAAAAGACGUUCUCGCUGGGAUGAAACUCCAUCACAAAUGACUCCGUCUGUUACACCAGGAGGAAUAACCCCUAAAGUUAUGUCAUCAAAUGCAUCAAUGACUCCUACUCCUGGAGGUAUGACACCAGGUGCUACACCUAUGACUCCAAUGGUACCUCGUACACCUGUGCUCUCAAAUAGUGCAGCAACUCCUAUGGGACACAGUGCUAUGGCUAUGGCAACACCAACUCCAGGUCACUUAUUGUCUAUGACACCUGAACAACUUCAGGCACAUCGUUGGGAACGUGAAAUUGAUGAACGCAACCGUCCAUUAACAGAUGAUGAACUUGAUGUUAUGUUUCCUCCUGGAUACAAAGUAUUACAACCUCCAGCUGGAUAUAUACCAAUUCGAACUCCAGCUCGUAAACUUACUGCUACGCCUACACCUAUUGCUGGUACUCCUGCUGGAUUUUUUAUGCAAGAAUCUGUUGAUCGUCCAAUAAAAUCUCAAAUAGUCGACAAUCAACCACCUGGUAACUUACCAAUGUUAAAACCAGAAGAUGCUCAGUACUUUGAUAAAUUAUUAAUGGAUGUCGAUGAAGAAAGUUUAACAUUAGAAGAACAAAAAGAGAGAAAAAUUAUGAAACUGCUUCUUAAAAUUAAAAAUGGUACACCUCCAAUGAGAAAAGCUGCUCUUAGACAAGUUACUGACAAAGCUAGAGAGUUGGGGGCAGGUCCUCUUUUUAAUCAAAUUUUACCAUUACUUAUGUCCCCGACUUUAGAAGAUCAAGAACGGCAUCUCUUGGUAAAAGUUAUUGAUAGAAUAUUGUACAAGUUGGAUGAUUUAGUUAGACCAUAUGUACACAAAAUUUUAGUAGUUAUAGAACCACUAUUGAUUGAUGAAGAUUAUUAUGCACGUGUAGAAGGUCGAGAAAUUAUUUCCAACUUAGCCAAAGCUGCAGGCUUAGCUACUAUGAUUUCAACAAUGAGACCUGAUAUCGACAAUAUUGAUGAAUAUGUGCGUAAUACAACAGCUCGAGCAUUUGCGGUAGUAGCUUCAGCAUUGGGUAUUCCUUCACUCUUACCAUUCUUAAAAGCUGUGUGUAAAAGUAAAAAAUCUUGGCAAGCACGUCAUACAGGCAUAAAAAUUGUUCAACAAAUUGCAAUCUUGAUGGGAUGUGCUAUUCUUCCUCAUUUACGUUCUUUGGUUGAAAUUAUUGAACAUGGUUUAGUGGAUGAACAACAAAAAGUACGAACAAUUACAGCGUUAGCUAUAGCCGCUUUAGCUGAAGCUGCCACUCCUUAUGGUAUUGAAAGUUUUGAUUCUGUUCUAAAACCAUUAUGGAAGGGUAUAAGAACUCAUAGAGGAAAAGGGUUAGCUGCUUUUUUAAAGGCUAUUGGUUAUUUGAUUCCAUUGAUGGAUGCUGAAUAUGCUAAUUAUUACACAAGAGAAGUAAUGUUAAUUUUAAUUAGAGAGUUUCAGUCACCCGAUGAAGAAAUGAAAAAAAUUGUUUUAAAAGUUGUUAAACAAUGUUGUGGAACUGAUGGUGUUGAACCACAAUAUAUUCGUGAAGAUAUAUUACCUCAUUUUUUUAGACACUUCUGGAAUCAUAGAAUGGCUUUAGACAGGCGAAAUUAUAGACAGUUAGUUGAUACUACUAUGGAAAUUGCUAACAAAGUUGGAGCCUCAGAAAUUAUUAACCGCAUUGUUGAUGACUUAAAAGAUGAAAAUGAACAGUAUCGUAAAAUGGUAAUGGAAACUAUUGAAAAAACUAUUGGUAACUUAGGUGCUGCUGAUAUUGACUCUAGACUUGAAGAACAACUUAUUGAUGGUAUUCUUUAUGCUUUCCAAGAACAAACAAAUGAAGAUGUUGUUAUGUUGAACGGAUUUGGGAUGAUAGUUAAUCAGUUAGGUCGAAGAGUUAAACCAUACUUACCCCAAAUUUGUGGUACAAUAUUAUGGAGAUUAAAUAAUAAAUCGGCAAAAAUUAGACAACAAGCUGCAGAUUUAAUUGCUCGAAUAGCAUGCAUUAUGAAAAUUUGUCAAGAAGAAAAACUAAUGGGACAUUUAGGUUUGGUUUUGUAUGAAUAUUUGGGUGAAGAAUAUCCAGAAGUGUUAGGAAGUAUAUUGGGUGCUUUGAAAGGUAUUGUAAAUGUGAUUGGAAUGACCAGAAUGACACCACCUAUCAAAGAUUUGUUACCUCGAUUAACACCAAUUUUGAAAAAUAGACAUGAGAAAGUUCAAGAAAAUUGCAUUGAUCUUGUUGGUCGAAUAGCUGAUAGAGGUCCUGAGUAUGUGCCUGCUAGAGAAUGGAUGCGUAUAUGUUUUGAAUUACUUGAGCUACUGAAAGCUCAUAAAAAAGCAAUUAGGAGAGCAACUGUUAAUACUUUUGGUUAUAUUGCUAAAGCUAUUGGACCUCAUGAUGUAUUAGCUACCCUAUUAAACAAUUUAAAAGUUCAAGAAAGACAAAAUCGAGUUUGUACUACUGUGGCUAUUGCUAUUGUAGCUGAAACGUGUUCUCCUUUUACUGUGUUACCAGCAUUAAUGAAUGAAUAUCGUGUACCUGAACUGAAUGUUCAAAAUGGUGUACUUAAAUCAUUAUCCUUCUUAUUUCAAUACAUUGGUGAGAUGGGCAAAGAUUACAUUUAUGCUGUAACUCCACUUUUAGAAGAUGCUCUUAUGGAUAGAGACUUAGUACAUAGACAAACGGCAUGUGCAGCUAUUAAACAUAUGGCACUUGGAGUUUUUGGCUUUGGUUGUGAAGAUGCCUUAAUACAUUUAUUAAAUUAUGUAUGGCCAAAUAUUUUUGAAACAUCCCCACAUUUGGUUCAAGCUUUUAUGGAAGCGGUAGAAGGUUUAAGAGUUGCUUUAGGUCCUAUCAAGAUACUCCAAUAUACUCUUCAAGGGUUAUUUCAUCCUGCCCGAAAAGUACGUGAUGUUUAUUGGAAAAUAUACAACUCUCUUUAUAUCAGUGCUCAAGAUGCUUUAGUUGCUGGUUAUCCCCACAUAGAAAAUGAUGUCAAAAAUCAAUAUGUCCGCUAUGAAUUAAUGUACACUUUUUAAUACUUUUUAAGAGCAAUUAUUUUUUGUAAAUACCUAUUUAACUUUUCAUUUAUUAAUGUGGUGUUUAAUAUUGUUUAAACUUACAAUAAAUACAUUUUAUAAAUAAAUAAUAAUGAAACUAUAAA
This is a messenger RNA of Daktulosphaira vitifoliae (grape phylloxera), 4350 nucleotides long. RefSeq names its product splicing factor 3B subunit 1 (gene Sf3b1). The record is from RefSeq and is a predicted model, not a curated record. Gene Ontology annotation, biological process: spliceosomal complex assembly. Gene Ontology annotation, molecular function: mRNA binding. The coding region runs from base 197 to 4225 and encodes 1342 amino acids. Lineage: Eukaryota; Metazoa; Arthropoda; Insecta; Hemiptera; Phylloxeridae. The transcript is spliced from 17 exons. Gene Ontology annotation, cellular component: U12-type spliceosomal complex; U2-type prespliceosome; catalytic step 2 spliceosome.